Molecule: messenger RNA, 714 nt
Organism: Ostrea edulis (European flat oyster)
Lineage: Eukaryota; Metazoa; Mollusca; Bivalvia; Ostreida; Ostreidae
Product: putative nuclease HARBI1
Exons: 5
Coding region: 1-714 (237 amino acids)
Source: RefSeq, a predicted model, not a curated record
AUGACGCACUGCUCUCCUGCUGAGUGUAAAUACCAAAACUUGUUUUCAAAUGCUAAAUGGGAAUAUCGGCAACAAGACGAGGAGAUCGCAGACUCUAAGUACGGAGACACAGGCGUCACCGGAUGCAUUGACGGAACUCCCAUACGAAUCCAGGCCCCCACGGACAACGAGGCAGCUUUCGUGAAUAGGAAAGGUUACCAUUCCUUAAAUGUUCAAGCAAUAUGUGAUCAAAACGGUAAAUUCACCAACGUUGUUGCAAGAUGGCCUGGAAGCACCCAUGACAGCCACAUAUUCCGCAUGAGUGGAAUUAAAGCACAGAUAGAGGAGAACUUCCGUUCGCUUAACGACGGGGUCCUUUUAGGGGACAGUGGUUAUGCUUGUCAGCCAUACCUGAUAACACCUUACCUCAGACCAUCCACACCAGCUGAGGAGAGAUUCAAUGCUGCUCACAAAAGAACUAGGGUGACCGUUGAACGUGCAUUUGGGUGGUUCAAGAGGCGAUUUCACAUUUUACAUAGCGAAAUCAGAAUGCGCCCUGAACGUGUUUGUACCAUAAUUGGAGCCUGUGCAGUUUUGCAUAACAUUGCAAUAAUGCAGCGUGAACCUGUGCUUGACGAGGGUAUGGCUAUUCCUGACAGGAACAUUCCAGGAACGUACAAUGGACCAGACGACGGAAAGAACAUAAGAAAUUACAUAACCAGGAACAACUUCUAA